Molecule: messenger RNA, 726 nt
Organism: Spodoptera exigua (beet armyworm)
Lineage: Eukaryota; Metazoa; Arthropoda; Insecta; Lepidoptera; Noctuidae
Source: the annotation of a GenBank genome assembly
AUGACAUACAAACUAAAUACAGCAACGAAUACUAAAGACUUAAGAAAUAUUUCACGUCGCACGCACAAUCCACAAACAGAAUGGACAUUCGAAAAUUACUUGAAGAAAUAUGAACCAAGCGUUGUAUGGGAGAGGAUAGAUAAAAUGAGAAAGUAUAAGGGGCUGAACAUAACAUAUGAAGAACAAACAGAAAUGAUGAUAGAAGGAAUCGAUACGUUCAAUGAAAUGAUGGAUAUGAAAAUUGAAAAUGGGGAUCCUAAACUGAUCUUGAAGCGAGAUGGCAGGCGAGGUUGGGUGGCUCCUGGUGCGGCAAGCGAGAAUAAAAACGACAGAUUCUACCUCCGACGCAGGCUUUACGAGUUGAUGAAGCAAGCCAUUUAUCAGACCAGAAAUAAGAUGAUUGGCAUGCAGAUGCGCAGGGAAGCACUCGCAAAUUCAUCGCUUUACAAAAUGGGAUUCUUAAUGAAUAAGAUUGAUAAUUUGGUGAAGGUCUUCAGUAUGUUUUCUUACAGAGCAUUAAAGGGUUGUACUCAACACUUAGUAGACUUAAUUGUUCGAUUCCCCACGUACGAUAUACUGAAUGCUAACGAGAGACAACUAAGCAUCCUGUUCAAUAUAGAACUUUUAUUUGAAUUACUUCGUAGGAACGACGUUACCUGCAAAAGACUCUUCAAAAAAGUAAAAGUGAACAGAAAGGAAAAAUUAGAUGCAAUGUUUGAGAAUUAG